CAAGAGAAAAAUGUCAGCAAUUUAUUUAUAAAUAAUCUUUGAUUAGAUUGUUGUUGAUUAUAGGGGCUCGAUAAUUAAUAAAAUAAUUAUGGAAAAUGUGUAAUGAGUAGCCGCAAACGAUGCGGACGUCUAGCGAGAAAAAUUAUACCUAAAAAAUUAUGAGUUAAAAGUGUCCCAGAACUGUGGUGUUUUUUUUUUUAUUAUUUUGUAGUUUUAGUUUGUAGGUUUAAUUAAUUUUCUAUGACUGUGAAACGGCCAGACUUUGUCGAUUUAUGUUCCUGUCCUUCUACAAAUGCAACUAUGACCAUGGCAAAAGAGCGGGUGACAAGAAAAUGGGAAAUAUUUCAAGGCAGAAACAAAUUUUAUUGCAGCGGCCGUUUUAUGACCGCCCCAAACGCCGGAGUGUUUUUGUUCACUGUUUUUUUAAUCACAGGAACCUCCACCUUAUUUUUUGUAUUUGACUGUAAAUAUUUAGCUGAAAACGUAACGAUAGCCAUACCAAUAAUCGGAGUGUUUUUAUUCGUAUUUACCAUGUCUUCCUUGUUGAGAACCAGUUUGUCUGAUCCCGGUAUCAUACCUAGGGCCACCUCAGAGGAGGCAGCCUAUGUAGAAAAACAAAUAGAAGUGACAAAUUCGGCUAACAGCCCAACAUACAGGCCUCCGCCUAGAACGAAAGAAGUUCUAGUCAAAGGGCAAACGAUAAAACUUAAAUAUUGUUUUACUUGCAAAUUGUUUAGGCCGCCGAGGGCUUCGCACUGCAGCAUUUGUGAUAAUUGUGUCGAUAGAUUCGACCAUCAUUGUCCUUGGGUGGGCAAUUGCGUGGGUCGUAGAAAUUAUAGGUUUUUUUACAUGUUUAUUGUGUCCUUAGCGUUUUUGGCAGUGUUUAUAUUUGCUUGUGCUAUUGCUCAUUUAAUUUUAAUUACAAAAGAAGACAGACAGUUUUUGGACGCAGUCCGAGAAUCGCCGGCCAGCGUGAUUGUGGCAGUGAUUUGUUUUUUCAGCGUUUGGAGUAUACUGGGUCUGGCUGGGUUUCAUACAUAUUUGACUACCAGCAAUCAAACCACCAAUGAAGACAUCAAAGGUUCGUUUACUAGUAAACGAGGACAAGAUAGCUUCAAUCCGUAUUCGCAAGGGAACGUGUGCUUGAAUUGUUUUCAUAUUUUAUGCGGACCCGUUGCGCCUUCUCUGAUUGACAGGAGAGGCAUAGUCACCGACAGUUACAGAACAGAAAUAAGCCAUCCAAUAACGUCAGAACUAGCAAUGCCUCUAGCAAACUACGCUUUAAAAACCCAAGCAAUGCAAAAUCACAAUCUGACAUCAACAACUACCGCAGAAUUGCCCGGCAUCUAUAGGCAAACAACAGAAACUACAGGUACGUACAGCCCGUUAAAACGGCACUUACAACUAGCGCAACAAAUAAUACCGUCGAAAAAUAAUUGUUCCAACCCGAAAAUUUUACCUUCACGUUAUAACUUGGCUAACGGAGAUAUUGUCAAAAAUAGCCGAAGUUUGCCUCAACUAAAGAACAACUGCGUCGAAGACUACUUUGAGUAUGACAGAUAUUAUAAUCCGAAAAUUUUGGUGUAUCAAGCCCAUAGAGAUCCGCCUCCACCUAAUGUAGAAGACACCGAAUUCACUCGUCCUUAUACGCCUCAGGAAAAACGAUACAAUUCAAAUUUCGGCCAAAAGAAACCCAGGCCAAAGAGUUGUGUUUAUGAAAAUGUGCACGUCACUUCUGAGGAUUUUUGUAAUCAUAACGUUAAGCAUGUGCGAUUUGACAGGAACAAUGUUGUGAAAAUUGAGGGUUAUCCUAGAGCGGAGUUUAGUCAGUCGUAUGUACAGAGCGAGUUAAAUUGAUUUUGAGAAGGCAAGGAGAUUUGAUAACUAGGUUCAUCAAUGUUUCAGACAGUGUGCGUUGAAACUACCAAUUCGAUUUUUAAAAUAUUUUCACUUGGUUGUUUGUCUGUAUUUCAGCAUAAAGCUAUGGAUACAAUGAUUAUUGAAACUUGAAGAUUAAAGUUUUAUUGUUUUUGGAAACUCAUCUUCCAGCCUAUUGGAAAAAGGUUCCUUCUGAAGCAUAAAAAUCUGUGUAGUCAUUCAUGAAAAUUGGUAGGUAAAUUACACUGAUGGAUUGUCCAUGAUGAACCUAUUUUAAACAAUUAUAAAAGAGCAAAGCCAAAGAUCCACUAAGGUGAGAGAAUAAAUGAGAUAUGAGAAAAAGUUGAAGAAUAUUGAAUCUUUUUGCUAAUAAUUUAAGCCAAAGUCGAAAUCGUAGCACAAUCCGCAUUUACUAUACAUUGUGCUGUGCCCUAAAGUGAUUAAAAAAACCAAAAAAACAUUUUCAAGUCCCAAAAAAUAUAUACAUAUAAAGCAAUAAGAGAAUUAUAUUAAAAAAAAGCCUUAUUUGAUGUACCUAAAGGAUAUUUUUUAGAGAGCUGUAUUAUUAAUAUUAAAUUGUUGUAGAUGUGUCGGAUUGUUAGGUUGUAAGGACAAUAUUGUAUUUUGAAAUGUGUCUAGAGCAUAAAUCUUGUAUAUACUCUAUACACAUUUUUUUUUUUAUUAAAAAUAUUUAUUAUAUUAUAUAAUAUAAAUUCUUCCAAAUUGUUGCUUUGAUAAUUUCAGCUUUAAAAUAUUAAUUGUAUGUGAUAACUCCUGAUAAUAGACUUAGCCAAAAAUAAGCUGUGUAGGUUUAAAACAUUUAAUUGUACAUUAAAAUUGUGCUUUGUUUAUUUUUUUUUUUAUUUUUUUCUGCAUUUCUUUUUGGUGGAUUUAUGUAUGGUUGACGGGUUGCUCUUGUGGUGUCGAAAGUAAUGCGGGCAGUGUAACACAUUUGGUCUCCAGCGAACAUCCGCCUGCUUUACAAAGACUCUCUGAAGACUCUGUCCAAUACAAAAGCCAGCCGACGCUGAAUCACUCGCCAGUUUAUAACAAUUUGAUACCACUUAAUCAUACUUUGAGCAAAUCGCACAGCUAUGCGGAGCAUAUAAACAAAGUUGUGGAAAAACCUUUGGAAAAAGAUAUUUCUAGGGUUAAUAUGGUAGAAGAUCUUUGCCUGGAUCCGAUAGUAUUAAGAGAGAGUCAUAUAUUGAGUAAUGGAGGAGAUAAGCUGAAGUUGGACAACGAUUUGACUGUUUCGGAAAAGGAUAAUAGUCUUAUGAGUGCCAGCAGAUUGAGGCUACUGCAAGACACCACAAUGAUCGAAAGCGCUCUGGAUUUGGACUCUUUGGAAGAUUCCAGCGUCGGGGCCAACAGUCAAGCAGGCUUAAUGAAAAUUAUGGUUUAACAUCACAUUGAUAUAAAUCACAAGAGAAAAUUGUUUACGAGAUACUUUUUUUUUAUAAAUUAGUAAAUAGCAGAUUUAUUUAUUUUUGUAUAGUAGGAUAAUGUAGCUGAUGAAUUUUAUAUUAAUAUGGUAAAUUUGAGUAUGAUAAUAUUGAGUUCAUCAAGUGAAAAAAAAAUUGCCUUCAAGAUGAUAUUUUUCUUGUAAAUAAUUCAAUUAUUGUUGUGCAAUUUUGGCGGAUUUAGGUUAAGUUUAUUAGAUUAAUUUUAUAUACAAAUUUGUUGCCAGAUUGUUUAUUUGUUAAUUUAUGAAUUGGAAAGUUAUUUAUGUGACUGAAUUUGUGUGUUUGUUCCAACAAGAAAACGUAAUCAACCGCACUGAGAGCAGGAAUUUUCAAUGAAUGAUUUACAAAAAUUCUGACGUAAUUAUUUAUGAUCAAAAUUUUCUGUAAUAUCAUUUUUUGUAGUAAUGAAACAGGUGCAGAUUUUCCCAAAUAAAUUCCAAUUUUGACGUCAAAUUACCACUAGUAGACUUUUGGGACAAUUUGCUCGUUUUCUGAUCUCAAUUUAAAUUAAAAUCAUGGCUGAUAUUGAUAUUUAAAAAUUCAGUUUUUGAUAUUUUUAAGAUAUUUUUCUUAGCUCUGUAAUAAACGUGAUCAUUUGUUUGGAAAUAGUGUUGCUAUCCUUUUUUUUUUGUAAUAAUUGUAAAUGAUUUUAAGUGGUCUCUCUUAUAAUUUUGUCUUUGUCCCACUUUUGAAUGCGUUUACAUUGUUCAAUUUUCUACUUCUUCUAACUAAUCAAACACAACUGUAAGCUUUAAAAAAAAAACAAUUUUGUUGUAAAUAUUUGUAUCUAAUUGAUAAGGUUAUUUAUUAAUAAUAUUAUUGUCUAACUUUAAAAUUAUAUCCUAUUCACAAUCGAUGUCCACAGGUACAGGUAAAUUUAUCUUCUUUCCCUAUAAAAUAGCAUUGAAAGGUGAUAAAUUUUACCUGUACCUAUGGACAUCGUAUUGUGAAUGGAUAAUAUAAGAAAUUGUAUUUUGGCAAAUUGACAAUACCGUGUUUUUUUUUUCUGCGACAAUUAUUGCCUUUUUGAUUUUUCGUUCCGAAAUAAAUUAAAAAUUU
Ceutorhynchus assimilis (cabbage seed weevil) is the source of this 4403-nucleotide messenger RNA. The record is from the annotation of a GenBank genome assembly. NCBI's taxonomy places the organism in Eukaryota, Metazoa, Arthropoda, Insecta, Coleoptera, Curculionidae.